Messenger RNA from Venturia canescens, 1178 nucleotides. It is a transcript of the gene RPA2, whose product is annotated as Replication protein A2. The transcript is spliced from 2 exons. Gene Ontology annotation, cellular component: site of double-strand break; chromosome, telomeric region; DNA replication factor A complex. The coding region runs from base 165 to 935 and encodes 256 amino acids. Gene Ontology annotation, biological process: double-strand break repair via homologous recombination; nucleotide-excision repair; DNA replication. The record is from RefSeq and is a predicted model, not a curated record. Gene Ontology annotation, molecular function: single-stranded DNA binding. NCBI's taxonomy places the organism in Eukaryota, Metazoa, Arthropoda, Insecta, Hymenoptera, Ichneumonidae.
UGCGGGGUUGCGUAUUACUCUGAUCCGUCGCAAGUCGCAAUUUGUGAUUUAUCAAAAAAUUUCGAUUCAUUUGCAGUUAUACGUUGGUUAUACAUCGCAUCAUCGGUUCAUCGUGAAUUAUUGAACACCAUUUAAUUUCAUAAAUAACUAGAGAUAACAAAAAAAUGAUGUGGUCGGAAGAUAAAAAUACUACUAAAGACGGUAAAGAGGGAGUUGGAGGUUUUAUGGAUUCUACGUAUGUUGGAGAACCGGAAAAUAAUGAAAAGAAGAUUGCAUCAAUCAGAAUAAGUUCCAUUGUACCUGUGAUGAUUAAACAUAUACAUCAACAUCCUAACGGCGUUCCCUUGUGGGGCAAGCAGAUAAGCAUGCUACAAUUUAUCGCUUAUGUUCAAAACGUCGAACGUGCUACGACAAAAAUUUCCUACGAUCUUGUUGACGAGACCGGAAAAAUAACAGCUUAUCAAUUUCUGGAGACCUCGAACACAGAUAACAAGGGUAUAAUGGAAGUGAAGGUUGGAUCUUAUGCUCGAGUUAUUGGUUGCCCAAGAGAGCAAAACAAAACAGGGCAUAUUUUUAUUAUGAAAAUCAUGCCAGUGUUUUCGAUGACCGAGAUACUGGCCCAUUUGAUGGAAGUCACUUAUAUGUGUCUCAAAUCGAAAGAAGUUUUCUCAAGAUCUAGUUCUUCUAAAUCAACGAUUGGAAGGUCCUCGAUGAUGGAUGACGAUACCAGUCUUCAUGGUAUGAAUGCAGAUCAAGCUCAUGUUUUCAAGAUCAUCAAAGCUGAAAAUCAUUCAGAGACAGGAGCCGUUAAGCAGGACUUGAUAAAAAAAUUGUCACCCGACUUGCGAAAUAAAUUGGAUGGAAUACUGGAAUUCCUUGUCGGUGAAGGUCACAUUUAUACUACAUGUACUGAUGAUCACUUCAAGGCAACAUGAAAAUCAUUGUCUUCACUCAAAUUUGUUAUUUGGGUCAAUAUUAAGUUCCUGAUUAUUGGAAUCAUGUUUUUUUCACAAUGCUGUAACAGGAAGUACUUUCAAAGUUUACUUGCUUCAGAGAAAAGCACAUUCCAACAAUAUCUUGAAAUGUUUUCUUUCUGUUCCUUCUUCACACAUUUCCUUGAUGAAAUGUAAUCGUAUUAUAUUUCUAUUUUGUAAUAAAAAUAAAAAUUUUAAUCAAUA